AUGGUGAAGCAGAGCAAGGGUUAUCUUGAUGUGUGCAUUUUUGACAGCAAGGGCCUUAAGGUGGAGGACGAUGAGAUAAAGAUGGAAGGAGAGCAUAUCAUUAUGGACAAAACCCCAACCUCUAAGUCACCUUUUACACAAGCUUUUCAACUGCAAAGGGACCAAGCAGAAUGUGACAUCCUUUCUAAUGAUGCCAUUGGCACAUCUAACCAUUACCACUGUCCUGGUGUUAUUGAUGUGCUAUUAAAAACCUACAUGGGGAUCUUUCCUUUAUGGAGUGGUUUGCUUCUUGGUGAUCUGAAACGGCACUCCAAGACUGAAAUGAAACUGACAGAUCAAAGGCUCAAAACAAGAAAUACCAACUGCCAUGUCGAGCUGUGGUUUGGUUUAGUCAAACAUUCAAUCCUGCAAAAGAAGAGGUACUUGCGACCAGCAGAGUUUGUGUCCAAAAUGUAUGACUCAAUGCAGGGAAGAUAUAUUGAGCAUAUCAUACAACAAAAUCUGCCAAAGCAGAUUUUUGACAAAAUCAAUGCAAGUUCAGGCAAAUCAGAUGAUGACCCCACUGAACAAUGGAACAAGCGAGACAGCUCUGCUGGGCGGCCCAAAUCACAAUCGAAGUACUUCAAUCCACCGAAAAAAAUAAAUAAACCGAAGACCAAGCAGAAGUCCAACAAGGUCAAAGAGGAUCACCAAGACAAAGAUGCACAGAUAACCCUUCUUUGGAAAAAAAAGGACAGUGAGGUGGUGGUUGCAGUGAUUCCAUCACAGACGAAGGGACAGAACCUCCUUAUUCACCACUCUGAGCUGUGCUCACUUAGGCCUCACCAGUGGUUAACAGGAGAAGUUAUUGAGGGCCUGCUACAUGUUUUUGCUCACACGUUCAAUGUGAUGGACAAGAUCUAUUUAAUGAAUCACUAUACUACAGGUUGUAUUCUGUUUGGUGAUAGAACAAAGCUACAUCAACAGAGUUUACGAAAGGUACUUGUGGGAAACAGCGACUGGUCUUCAGGAGGAGAUGUUCUCUUCAUAGAGUGGGGGUUACGUUUAGAACUUGUGAAUUGA
Molecule: messenger RNA, 1062 nt
Organism: Cyprinodon tularosa
Lineage: Eukaryota; Metazoa; Chordata; Actinopteri; Cyprinodontiformes; Cyprinodontidae
Exons: 4
Coding region: 1-1062 (353 amino acids)
Source: RefSeq, a predicted model, not a curated record